CGGUCUGUCUACUCACAUUGACCAGUAGUUCUGCAUCUCUGCGGACAUGAUCGCGCUCGUUGUGCUGUGUCUCGUGCUCCUCGUGUGUUGGUUCAGGAGGAAAAGAAGCCGUAAUGAUAUUUUAAAUUACCCCCCGGGACCCAAACCCUGGCCAAUCAUUGGCAGCCUGCAUCUUCUCGGACAACACAGUUCUCCGUUCGAAGCCUUUACAGUCCUUAGCAGAAUUUACGGAAACAUCUUUAGCAUCAACCUUGGUUCUACACCCUGCGUCGUCGUUAACAACCUUGAUUUGAUCAAAGAGGUACUAAUUACUAAAGGUGGAGACUUUGACUCCAGGCCCGACUUUAUCAGGUUCCACAUGUUAUUUGGAGGAAACAGGAAUAACUCAUUGGCUCUUUGCGAUUGGUCCGACCUGCAAAAAACACGUCGCAGUAUAGCGAGAACAUACUGUUCACCAAGAUUUACUUCUUUGCAGUACGAUAUGGUUGCCAAUGUAGGUACCGACGAAAUAACAACGUUUCUACACGAAAUACAGAAAUUACCUGUCAACACACCCAUUAAUAUCAAGCCUCUAGUCUUAAAAGCAUGUGCAAACAUGUUUACGCAAUACAUGUGUUCGACGUCCUUUUCGUAUGACGAUGAAGAGUUCCGAAAAGUAGUUAGAUACUUCGAUGAAAUCUUUUGGGAAAUUAAUCAGGGUUAUGCAGUAGAUUUUCUACCUUGGUUGCUGCCUUUUUACAAGAACCACAUGAAGAAAAUAUCGCAUUGGUCUUCAGAAAUCCGUCAAUUCAUAUUAGGCCGUAUCAUUGACGAUCACAGAGCUACCUUGGACUACAACUCACCUCCUAGAGAUUUUACAGAUGCUCUAUUAAUGCAUUUGGAAGAAGAUCCAAACAUGAACUGGCAGCAUAUUAUUUUCGAAUUGGAAGACUUCAUUGGUGGUCAUUCGGCUGUUGGAAACUUAGUGAUGAUGACUUUAGUGUCGCUGAUUCAACAUCCACAUGUUGCCAAACGUGUCCAAAAAGAAGUAGAUGAAAUAACUGCUAAUUCAAGAGCCCCUAGUCUGUUAGAUAAAUCCAUGAUGCCGUACACAGAAGCUGUUAUUUGGGAGACAUUAAGAAAAGCUUCUUCUCCAAUUGUACCUCAUGUGUCUAGCACUGAUACUGAAUUAUUUGGUUUUAAUAUUCCUAAAGGGACCAUGAUUUUUAUUAAUAAUUACGAUCUUAAUGUGAGCAGUGAUUACUGGGAAAACCCUAAUGAGUUUAUACCAGAGAGAUUCUUAUCAGCUUCUGGCAAUGUAGUUAAACCUAACCACUUCAUACCGUUCAGUACAGGAAAAAGGACUUGUAUUGGUCAGAGAUUGGUGCAAUGCUUUAGUUUUAUUAUCCUGGCUACUCUACUACAGAAAUACGAUCUAACAGCAGAAGGAAAAAUUGACGUGAAGCCUGGAUGCGUGGCUGUACCUCCAGAUUGCUUUAAGGUGAUUCUGAGCCCAAGAUCUUCCUGAAAAUAAUGGAAAAUUAUCUUUUAAUGGUUUUCUAAUAAGUUUACUUUCAGCAGUAAAACUGCCUCUUGCUCGAGAUCGAGAUGAAGAUAUUGUAGCAGCACUGUAUAUAUCUCUUUGUGCUUAUGAAUCACAGGCUCUACACUAGCCUUCCUCCACUGGCUGAAGACGAGGCCGUCAGGCAGCAUGCCAAACAUCACCGCCUUUAUUAUUUUUCUCAUUUUCUUUGUUUAUCUUUCAUUGUAUAUAUAUCAU
Messenger RNA from Psylliodes chrysocephalus, 1759 nucleotides. The record is from the annotation of a GenBank genome assembly. NCBI's taxonomy places the organism in Eukaryota, Metazoa, Arthropoda, Insecta, Coleoptera, Chrysomelidae.